This is a messenger RNA of Oryctolagus cuniculus (rabbit), 1120 nucleotides long. Lineage: Eukaryota; Metazoa; Chordata; Mammalia; Lagomorpha; Leporidae. The record is from RefSeq and is a predicted model, not a curated record.
UGACCUCCGCAUUUGCCUGGAAUGGAUUGUAAAGAGAUGGAUUUGUAUGAGGACUACCAGUCCCCGUUUGAUUUUGACACAGGCAUGAACAAAAGCUACCUCUACCUCUCUCCUAGCGGGAAUGUUUCUCCACCCGGAUCUCUGACCCUUCAGGAAUGCGGUCUGUUGAGGACGGACACAGUGCCUGAGGAAGCAGAAGAUGCCGCGGCCACCACCAGUGCCACCGAGACGCUGUCUGAGGAGGAGCAAGAAGAGCUGAGAAGGGAACUCGCCAAGGUAGAAGAAGAAAUCCAGACUCUGUCUCAGGUGUUAGCAGCAAAAGAGAAGCAUCUAGCAGAGAUCAAGCGGAAGCUAGGAAUCAACUCACUGCAGGAACUAAAGCAGAACAUUGCCAAAGGGUGUCAAGAUGUGACGGCAACGUCUGCGUACAAGAAGACAUCUGAAACCUUGUUUCAGGCUGGGCAGAAGGCUUCUGCUGCAUUUUCGUCUGUUGGCUCGGUCAUCACCAAAAAGCUGGAAGACGUAAAAAACUCCUCAACCUUCAAAUCCUUUGAAGAGAAAGUUGAAAACUUAAAGUCUAAAGUAGGAGGAACCAAGCCUGCUGGUGGGGAUUUUGGAGAAGUCUUGAAUUCGACUGCAAAUGAUGCCACCUCUGGGGAGCCGGUUCCAGAACAGACACAGGAGGGCCUGUGAGAUUCCUACCUUUGUUCUGCUACCCACUGCCAGAUGCUGCGAGCGAGAUCCAAGCACAUCUUGUCAACAUUCAUCGCCAAGGAUUUCUACCAGAUGUGCUCUUAUUUAGCUUUACAUAUUUCUUUGACCAAAUAGUUUGUGGUUUAAACAAAAUGAGAGUACCUUCACCUGUAUUCCUGGAAAGCAUCCUUUAAUGUACAUUCAGGGCCCUUUAUUGAGGAAACGUUUAUGAAAACACUUGUAGUAUGUGAGGACACUCACUAGAAUAAUCUAAGACUGUGCAAGCUAUCUUAAUUGCGUUCCUAUUUUACAAAAAUUGUUCUGGAUGCCAGAUUGAUCUUUGUCUUCUAUGACAUUUUCUUUUUUGAACCUCUGUAUAUUUGAUUCCUAACUAAAAUUGUUUUGAUUUUUCUGAAUCUUGGUUAUU